Molecule: messenger RNA, 1130 nt
Organism: Sphaerulina musiva SO2202
Lineage: Eukaryota; Fungi; Ascomycota; Dothideomycetes; Mycosphaerellales; Mycosphaerellaceae
Exons: 2
Coding region: 426-1061 (211 amino acids)
Source: RefSeq, a predicted model, not a curated record
CAGAAGCACCUACCGAUCCAACCUGCCUCCUGGAAGUCAGGUAGUAGGUAGGUAUCCAAUCGACAAGUCCUUGGCCCGUAGGAGGUGGGAAAAGGGAGGGAAAGGAAGAGGCAUUUCACUUUCACUCCACUCCAGGAGGAUUGCCGUCUAUUCCGUGGUUCGUGCAAGACACCCCGAGAGACUCGGCACGAUACUUUAUCCACUUCUUCUUGGUACUCCGCAAUACAUUACGAAUACUACAAGUACUGGUACUGGUACUGGCUGAGCGCGACAGACAUCAGCCUACCUGCUACUGACCUCCCUACUUUGCUGCCUACCUAUCUAUCAAUACCUACCUGCGUGCGCAAACCACAUACCGUACACCGGAUACUCUUUGCUGGUGCAAUUCUGCCCUCGGAGAUAUCACACGGAUUUCAUACGAAGAGAUGCAUUUCUUCUCCUUCUCCCUUCCGACCUCGCUGGUUGCGACCAUUCUCGCCAUCGCAACUGCGCCGUCUGAAUGUCGAUCCAUUAUUCCUUCUCAAAGAAGUUCCAGACUUCUCUUCGACGAAUCCAACUAUCAGCAACAGCAACAGCGACAACAGCAAGAACAGAAACAGCAGCUAUUAAAGAUCGACAGUCUAUCAUCGUCGCCAGAAUACACCCUAGAGCCACAGCACGUUACAGCAACAGGACAGCACUUCGACGUGCAAGAGAAUUCCAUAGGAGUGCUCUUUACUCGCCCGACCAACAUCGCUACCGACGCGCGUGCAGUAGCCUAUCAAAUAGAGACAUUGCAUCUAUGGUUGCCUCUAGGAAAGAAAGUUUUUACUCGCGACUCACCAUUAUUACCCUUACAUCCUCUCUCAGCGAGAAUCACUACCCUGAUCACUUCUACUCCUGAGCCGGCUGCGCCUCAGCAGAUUGAGAAGAUCGAAUGUUGUCUUUAUGGGGCGAGUUCGGGCUCGGAUGCGGAGGAGGAGGAUAGCUCGAAGGUGAGGUUCUCUUGGAAGGAUAACUUGGUGUACUUUCCUCCCUCUCGAAAGGAAAUUGAAAGUUAUGAGUGUUAUGUUCGUCCGUAGUUGAGUUGUGGUUAUUCAGGCCCUCAAGUUCCCGUAGGAUAGCGCAGAAUCCUCUAAGAAUCGUCCAAG